Molecule: messenger RNA, 687 nt
Organism: Microthlaspi erraticum
Lineage: Eukaryota; Viridiplantae; Streptophyta; Magnoliopsida; Brassicales; Brassicaceae
Source: the annotation of a GenBank genome assembly
AUGGUGACCUUUAGGCAGCUUGAGAUCUGUUUGGGUUCACUAUGGAGAAGGUCCAAGGCUGCCAGAUCAGGAGCCCAGUGCUUAGAUAUGUCACAAGGCUCUUGCCAACACCUUCUUUGCAAGGAAAGCCACUGGACAAUCAAUGAGGGAGAAGUGAAGCUCCUUGACAUGGGAAUCAAGCCUAUCAUCUCACGCACAAGGGAUGGGAAGAAGAUCAGAGGAGAUAGGGCACACGCAGGGAAUCUCAUGCCUCUCCUUGAGCAGCUCCAAGCCUACAAGGUCACAGCUUACAACACUAGGCACCAAAGAGGAAGAAAGCUUAGUGUUGGAGGGGUGAUCACACCAAUUCUUUGUGCAGCUGGAGUUCAACUGGACAAGAGAAGGUCUACUCCACCAGGUUGGAUGGACAUCAAGUUUUGCAAGACCAACCUCUCAUUGAGCACAAGGAGUUGGAUGGGAGAUUCCAAUUCAAAUUCACCCACCCACGGCUGGACUCUCCAAGCUUCUCUGCCCAACCCUGAGCUCACCACGGUCCUAGGAGGUACAAACAUUGAUUUCAGACCCCCUGUGUACACUUGGUUGGGCAUGAAGCAGAUUUGCAAGAAGAAGAGAUCGAGCUCGAUCGAGCUGAGGAUCGAGCUGAGGCUCAAGCUGAAGAUGGAGUGCAGGAAAGCGCUGAUUGGGUGA